AUGGAGGAGGCUAAAGGUAGGCCAGAUGAAACCAAAGGCCCUAAUGACAAAGGAAACUCUAUCAGGGAAAGACUUGCCAGGAGCUGUAAGAUCAACAUUGAUCACAGCCAGAAGCCUCGAAAAGGAUACCUGCUGCCACCUGAGUCUGUGAAAAUCCUUCGUGUCUGGCUUUAUAAGCACCGGUUUCAUGCUUACCCUACCGAAGAAGAGAAGCGAAUGCUGUCCAAGAAGACCAAUUUAUCUUACCUUCAGGUCUCCAACUGGUUUACAAAUGCGCGUAGACGCCUUCUUCCGGAAAUCCUUCUACAUGAUUCAUACAAAAUUAGCUACAAAGGUCAGGCUGCAGAAGCAGCCCAGGAGCAGCAAACCAGUGCAUUACAGAAGGUUAAGGCACAGGCUAGUGUCAAAGCUGAGAAACAGAAUGUGCUCUUGCCAAUGUACCAAGAAUCUCAAGGGAAGCUAUCAGAACCAGAGUCUUCUCCAAGACAGAAUGGUAUCCCUGAAGCCAACUCAGGGGAAAAAGGAAAGAUUUUUGCCGGUGAGCCUUUGUCUUCUCCAGAAUCUGUGUGGCCAGAGGAAAAACCAGAUUUUAGCAGCUUCUACAUGCUGGUUGAUGUUGCUGUACAGAAGGCAGCAGAACUGGAGGAGCAGAAGAAACAAGAUCCCAAACUGUAA
This is a messenger RNA of Phodopus roborovskii (desert hamster), 675 nucleotides long. RefSeq names its product homeobox protein TGIF2LX. Lineage: Eukaryota; Metazoa; Chordata; Mammalia; Rodentia; Cricetidae. The transcript has a single exon. The coding region runs from base 1 to 675 and encodes 224 amino acids. Gene Ontology annotation, molecular function: RNA polymerase II cis-regulatory region sequence-specific DNA binding; DNA-binding transcription factor activity, RNA polymerase II-specific. Gene Ontology annotation, biological process: regulation of transcription by RNA polymerase II. The record is from RefSeq and is a predicted model, not a curated record.